Molecule: messenger RNA, 660 nt
Organism: Apis florea (little honeybee)
Lineage: Eukaryota; Metazoa; Arthropoda; Insecta; Hymenoptera; Apidae
Gene: Trs33
Product: trafficking protein particle complex subunit Trs33
Biological process (GO): endoplasmic reticulum to Golgi vesicle-mediated transport; regulation of GTPase activity
Cellular component (GO): trans-Golgi network; TRAPP complex; cis-Golgi network
Source: RefSeq, a predicted model, not a curated record
AUACAUAUACCAUUGAUAUUAAUUAUAUAUUCUAUAAUAAUAUUAUAUUACGAUUUAAAAAAAAAGCAAAAUGAGACAACAAAUAACUGAUAUAAAAAUUAAUUCUCACACAUCUGGAGAAGCUGAUGAAUGUCUUUUCGAAUAUCUACAUUCCGAAAUGGUUAAUUAUGCUUUAAAUAAAUCAUGUAAAAAUAAGGAAGGAGAAGAAGAACUAUCUCGAUUAGAAUGGAUGGGAUUCAGUGUUGGUUACAGAAUCAUUGAACGAUUGACACGAGAAUGGAAUCGAUUUAAAGAUGAAUUGGAUAUGAUAAAGUUUAUCUGUACUGAUUUUUGGUCAAGUCUUUAUCAUAAACAAAUUGAUAAUUUAAGGACAAAUCAUCAUGGUGUAUAUGUAUUACAAGAUAAUUCAUUUCGAUUAUUAAAUAAAGUAGGUGCUAAUAGUAAUAAGCAAUAUUUACAAGAAAGUCCACGUUUAUUAGCAUUUACUUGUGGACUUUUAAGAGGAAGUUUAGCAAAUCUUGGAAUUAUUAGUACUGUUAAUGCAGAGAUUUCUACAUUACCAAGUUGUAAAUUUCAUGUACAAGUUCAAAGAAUUUAAUAUUAAUAAAUGAUACAAAAUAUGUACAAUAAAAAUUAAAGCAUGUUAUAAAAUGAUAUAAA